Adineta steineri is the source of this 2541-nucleotide messenger RNA. NCBI's taxonomy places the organism in Eukaryota, Metazoa, Rotifera, Eurotatoria, Adinetida, Adinetidae. The record is from the annotation of a GenBank genome assembly.
AUGUGUACCUAUUCAACAAAAAAUCUAAGUCAACCAUGGCCAAUAUUGAAACAUUAUGAUCAAGAACAUUUAUAUAAUAUUGCUCUUCCACUUGGUGGAAUUGGUACUGGUACAGUGAGUUUAGGUGGACGUGGUGAAUUACGUGAUUGGGAAAUAGGAAAUAAACCAGCAAAAAAAUAUAGUACCGUAACUACAGGAAAUGAUGCACCAUUUUUCUCUAUAUUUGUUAAUCAACCAUCAACAUCAACAAAAAUAACGAAAGCUCUUAUAGGACCUGUUCAUCCGACAGAAUAUUUACAUUAUGAAGGUCGUGCUUGUAAUAAUCAUGGUUUACCAAGAUUUGAGCACGCUUCAUUUGAUGCUGCCUAUCCAUUUGGAAUGGUUAAUUUAUCCGAUAGUAAAAUGCCCGUACAAGUAUGUAUUAAAGGUUUUAAUCCAUUUAUUCCAACCGAUGCAGAAUCUAGUGGUAUUCCAAUAGCUGUUCUAUAUUAUGAAGUAACAAAUACAACAAACGAAAUUUUAGAUGUUAGUAUAUGUGGAUCAAUGAGAAAUUUUGUAGGACAAGAUGGAAGUAAAUAUUUCAUUGCUGGUGAUGGUGAUUAUGUUCCUACUGGAGCUAAAAAUAAUACAAAUAUUUAUAGAGAAGAUUUAGCAGGAAAACUAAAAGGUAUUUAUAUGAAUUCAACUAAUGUUGAUCCGAAUGAUCCAGCAUGGGGAACAAUUGCAUUAACAACAUUAGUUGAUUCAUCGAAUACAACAAAUGUUACAUAUCGUUUAUCGUCGAUUUCAAAUGCAUGGUAUCAUGCUAUACUCGAUUUUUGGGAUGAUUUUAGUGCAGAUGGUACACUUCAUGAUAAAGGACAAUUAAUUGAUGAUAAUCCAAUGGGAAGUUUAGCUGUAAAAAAACAAAUUCAACCGCAUAGUACUGAACUUUUUCCAUUUUUUAUUACUUGGAAUUUUCCUAAUCGAAUGGCAUGGUCAUCAACUAUCGUUGGCAAUUAUUAUUCAACAUUGUAUAAAGAUGCUUGGGAUGUAUGUAUUAAAACAUUACCAUCACUUGCUGAUUUAGAAUCGACUACACUUGAUUUUAUAAAUCUUAUUUUGGCAAGUGAUUAUCCAGGUGUAUUGAAAGAAGCAGCAUUAUUUAAUUUAGCAACACUUCGUUCACAAACAGUAUUUCGUAUUAAUGAUGGACAUUUAAUGGCAUGGGAAGGAGUUUUUGAUAUAUUUGGUUCAUGUUAUGGUUCCUGUACACAUGUUUGGAAUUAUGAACAAGCUAUUGGAUUUCUUUUUGGGAAUCUUGCUAAAACAAUGCGUGAUGUUGAAUUUAAUUAUGCAACAUUUGAUGAUGGUGCAAUGAAUUUUCGUGUACAACUUCCAUUAACAAAACCACAAACACGAACUGGAACUGCUGCUGAUGGACAAAUGGGUUGUAUUAUGAAAAUGUACCGUGAUUGGCAAUUAUCUGGUGAUGAUGAAUUUUUAAGAAAGAAUUGGGAACAAGUAAAAAAAGUUCUAAGCUUUGCAUGGCAACCUAAUAGUUGGGACGCUGAUCAGGAUGGUGUUGAGGAAGGUGCUCAACCAAAUACAAUGGAUGUAACUUAUUAUGGUCCAAAUCCACAAUGUAAUUUCUGGUAUUUAGGAGCUCUUCGUGCCGCAUUUGUUAUGGCUUUGUAUCUAGGUGAUGAAACUUUCGGUAAUAAAUGUCUAUCUUUAUUUACAAAUGGUAGUAAAUGGGUUGAUAUGAAUUUAUUUAAUGGUGAAUAUUAUGAACAGAAAAUUAUUGAUCCUAAAACUGGUCAAUUUCUUGAUCAUGAUGAUCCAAAUGUACCUGAUUAUCAACUUGGUAAGGGUUGUCUUGUUGAUCAAUUAGUUGGUCAAAUGAUGGCACAUGUUUGUAAUUUGGGUUAUCUUGCUAUACCAGAAAAUAUUGCAACAACAUGUCGUAGUAUAUUAAAAUAUAAUUAUCUUGAUACAUUUAAUGAACAUUUUAAUAAUAUGCGUUCAUAUGUUCUUGGUAAUGAGAGUGGUCUUUUAAUGGCAUCAUGGCCACGCGGACGUUUACAAUUUCCAUUUCCAUAUUUUUCUGAAUCAAUGACUGGUUUUGAAUAUACAGCUGCAUGUAAUAUGAUCUAUGAAAAUCAAACACAACAAGGUUUAAAAUGUGUUCAAAGUAUUCGUGAUCGUUUUGAUGGUCUUAAACGAAAUCCAUUUAGUGAACCAGAAUGUGGACAUCAUUAUGGACGAUCAAUGACUAGUUGGACAACACUUUUAGCUUGGUCUGGCUUUCAUUAUUCUGCUGUUACACGAACUAUGGAAUUUGGUAUGAGAGCAGGUGUAUUUUUUUGGUCAAAUGGAUAUUCUUGGGGUUCAUGUUGGAUUGUAGAAAAUAGAACACAAGCACAUUUAAUGAUUUCUUAUGGUUCUAUUGAAAUAGAGUAUUUUGGACUUCAAGGCAAAACAAUGAAAAAAUUACCAGAACGAGUGAUUUUAUCAGCUAAAAGUAAUAUGAAAACACUUACAAUUGACUUUGAUAAUUAA